UGCGUGUGAUCUACCAUGGACCCAGUGUUCCGCAGCCUCCUACUCCUGGGAACCGUCGUGACAAUGGCCCGUGCCUGCCCCAAGUACUGCGUCUGCCAGAACCUAUCCGAGUCACUGGGCACACUGUGCCCCUCCAAGGGCUUGCUCUUUGUCCCGCUGGACAUCGACCGGCGCACAGUGGAGCUCCGCCUGGGUGGUAAUUACAUCAUCAAGAUCACCCAGCAGGACUUUGCCAACAUGACGGGCCUGGUGGACCUGACUCUGUCGCGCAACACCAUCAGUUUCAUCCAGCCCUUCUCUUUCGCGGACCUGGAGACCCUACGGUCACUGCACCUGGAUAGUAAUCGUCUGACGGAGAUUGGAUCUGACGACUUGCGGGGCCUGCUCAACCUGCAGCACCUCAUCCUCAACAACAACCAGCUGAACCGCAUCUCCAACGAGGCCUUCGAUGACUUGAUGCUCACCCUGGAGGACUUGGACCUGUCCUACAACAACCUGCGGGGUGUGCCCUGGGAUGCCAUUCGAAGGAUGAUCAACCUGCACCAGCUUAGCCUGGACCACAACCUCAUUGACUAUAUCGCUGAGGGCACCUUUGCUGACCUUGACAAGCUAGCACGUCUUGACCUUACAUCUAACCGGCUCCAGAAGCUGCCACCAGACCCCAUUUUUGCCCGUUCCCAGAGCAACUUGGCAUUGGCCACACCCUACACACCCCUACUCUCGCUCAGCUUUGGCGGGAACCCCCUGCACUGCAACUGUGAAGUGCUGUGGCUCCGGCGCCUGGAGCGAGAGGACGACAUGGAGACCUGCGCUUCCCCACCCAACCUGAAGGGGCGGUACUUCUGGUAUGUCAGGGAGGAGGAGUUUGUGUGUGAACCACCCCUCAUCACCCAGCAUACCCAUAAACUUCUAGUGCUUGAAGGCCAGACUGCCAGCCUGCGCUGCAAGGCCGUUGGAGAUCCCAUGCCGGUCAUCCACUGGGUCACCCCUGAUGACCGGUUGAUCAGCAACUCAUCCCGGGCGACGGUUUAUGAGAAUGGUACAUUAGACAUCUUGAUCACCACGACUAAGGACUACGGCACCUUCACCUGCAUCGCAGCCAACGCUGCCGGAGAGUCCACAGCCUCUGUGGAGCUUUCCAUCAUCCAGCUGCCCCACCUCAGCAAUGGUACGGGCCGCACAUCCCAGCCUAAGUCCCGGCUUUCCGACAUCACCAGCUCCACUAAGACUAGCAAAGGAGAGGCCAAGGCACCUCCUGAGCGAGCAGUGACCAUCUCGGAGGUGACGGCCAUCUCCGCUCUGGUCAAGUGGUCCGUCAGUAAGGCAGCCCCGAGGGUGAAGAUGUACCAACUACAGUACAACUGCUCUGAUGAUGAGGUCCUGAUCUACAGGAUGAUCCCCGCUUCCAGCAAGGCCUUUCUGGUCGCCAACCUUGUGUCAGGAACGCAGUACGAUCUGUGUGUCUUGGCUAUCUGGGAGGACACUGCGACCACUUUGACGGCAACCAAUGUAGUGGGAUGUGCUCAGUUUUCUACCCGCGAUGACUACCCCAGGUGCCAGUCUCUCCAUAGCCAUUUCCUAGGUGGCACCAUGAUUCUGGUAAUCGGCGGAGUCAUUGUUGCCACCCUUCUGGUGUUCAUUGUCAUCCUCAUGGUGCGCUACAAGGUAUGCGGCAGUUCCCGGGCGGCCAAGCUGCCCAGUGUCAGUGACACCUACUCGCAGACCAAUGGUGGACUAGCCGGACGCAAUGGCGUGCCACUGCAGGCUAAGCCCAAGGUGGUCGUACGGGACGAACUAAUGGAGUUUAGGUGUGGCUCACUGCAGAGCAGCCUGUCCUCCUCCUCUAGUUCACUGGGGGGCCGUGAUGGCGAUGCAGAUGGGGACAGCCUGAAUGGAGAAAAUAGUGGUGGGGCCCCUAGCAGAUGGAAGGCUGCUCCUCCUAAGGCCCGCCCAAACCUGGACCACCUGCUAGGAGCCUUUGCCUCUCUGGAGCUGAGGGGGCAAGGCAGGGACCCUGGGCCUUCCGGAUGUACGUCCGCUGGCCGGCCCCCACUGUCCGAUAAGGAGCCACUACUGGGCCGUGCGGACUCUCGGCUGAGCCGGCUCCUCAUGCUGCCUCUUGAGGCCAAGCCCAAGAGAAGUCAAUCCUUUGAUGUGGGGGACUUUGCAGCUGCACAGUGCUGUGCAUACCCCAGGAGGAUCAGCAACAUCUGGACUAAACGGAGCCUCUCUGUCAACGGGAUGCUCCUGCAAUAUGACGAAAGCGAGGCUGAUGGCAGCAAGACUACCUUUGAGAGCUCAGAGUGGGUCAUGGAGAGCACUGUUUGA
Molecule: messenger RNA, 2328 nt
Organism: Scleropages formosus (Asian bonytongue)
Lineage: Eukaryota; Metazoa; Chordata; Actinopteri; Osteoglossiformes; Osteoglossidae
Product: leucine-rich repeat and fibronectin type-III domain-containing protein 2
Exons: 2
Coding region: 16-2328 (770 amino acids)
Cellular component (GO): cell surface; postsynaptic density membrane
Molecular function (GO): protein binding
Source: RefSeq, a predicted model, not a curated record